Molecule: messenger RNA, 1373 nt
Organism: Pistacia vera
Lineage: Eukaryota; Viridiplantae; Streptophyta; Magnoliopsida; Sapindales; Anacardiaceae
Product: mitogen-activated protein kinase kinase kinase 9-like
Exons: 2
Coding region: 126-1049 (307 amino acids)
Source: RefSeq, a predicted model, not a curated record
CUUAUCUUAAAUUAAAAAAAAAAAAAAAAAAAAAAAAAAAAAUUUGUCUGUCAGUUAGGCCGACUCUCUCCAGUCUCCAUUUCUUCUUCACUUCUUCCUCUUCCCUCCAAACUUUUUACAAUUUCAUGGACUCCAACCCCAAGCCUCGCCCUCGUCCCAAACUCGACCGACGAAACGCCAUAAAAAACAUUGAAUACGACGCUUCCUCUUCUUCUUCUUCUUCUUUCGACGACCACCACUCCUCCAAUCUCCGUACUCGCUCACUCGAUUUAUCCCCUUUGACCGAUCACAAAACCAGCUUUCGAAUUAAAGGCGUCGACGGCGAAUUCGACCUAAUUUGCCGCUCUUUGGGCCUCUCCGGCCCCGAAGAUUUCGCUAUUCCUGCCGCCGCUUGGGAGGCCCGAAAGGCGGCCCGCUCUUCUUCCGAAUUUAUCCCCAAUUUACGAUCUCGGUUGAGUCAAGGUGAGGAUUUAGUUCAACGGGAUGAGGGUUGCGAAGCUGAUGCCUCAGUUGAUGAGCCUCCUAGCGGUUUGAUUUCGGUUACUGUGGGGUCCAGUAACGGAAUUAACGGAGAUCGGCCGCCGGCGUUGGCGCCGCCUCCGGCGAAGCUACGGCCGGUUCUUGAUAAUUUUGGCUCGACUUGGGAUAUAUUGAAGUCGUUUGCUCCUGAGUCGGAUGAGGAUUCUUUGAACUCGCCUUUUCGAGUAGGGUUUAUUAGUUCUUUGGAUGAAAUUGAACGAAAUGAGCAGAGAUUAGGAGAAGCUCAUGACGAUGAUGAUGAUGGCGAUGAUGAUGGUGGUGGUGAUGCUGUUGGUGAUGUUAUUAAGAAUCAAACUCUUAGUUUGGUCUUGGAGCCAGUGUAUAGUGUUUCUCCGCAUGGGAAAUUUAGAAGAAGUAUUACAUCGUGGCAAAAGGGUGAGCUUUUGGGAAGUGGGUCUUUUGGGACUGUUUAUGAAGGCUUUACAGAUCAAGUGCAGAUCAUAGCCUACAUAAUGCUUUUGAUUACAUUAGCGUUGGAUGGAUAUUUGUUCCUUGUCCUCUUCUGUUGAGGUGACAAAGCUGCUAAGAGCCUGAAAAAUGUGCAAUAAAAGAGGUACUUACAGGUUUAGAUAUUUUGAUGGACCUGAUAUAAUCCAGAGGUACACACUCAAGGGCAAAGGGGGCAAAAAGGGCAUUUGAUAUGGGUACAGGUGAAUUGGGUUGUUAUAACAGGUGGCCUAGGUUGUUAGAUAGAAUCUUGGGUGACAGAAUAAAGGACAAAAGAAUGUGGUGAUAGGAUCAUUCUCUGAUUUUGGGGUAAAAGGUUUAGCGAGGUUGCUGGCCCUCGAAGACCAGCUGGGUGUUCCUUUCUUAUCUCUUUGCUGUCUUGUAAA